CUUCAAUUAUCCCAUGCGGGUAUAUUUAAUAUAUUUACGGCUCUAGUCCUCUUCGACAAGGUAUAUUCCGCGAUUCGUAUCACGACCAAGUUCAUAUAUUCUCGUGACGGCGACAUCUUUGCACUCGAACACAUCCGCUUCAACUGACUUGGUGAGCUCUCCGCCUGAUGACAAAAUGUCUAUCGCACAAAAAGAAGCAACGGAAUGAAAUUCGGUGCCCUCAUAAGCCUAGAUGGAACAAUGAAAGCACACUUGAUAGAUCUGGCACUCGGCAUGCUGGAUAAUAUAUUUCGUUGGGCGUUCUAAGGAUUUUGAAUGAUGAUGAGGGAGAGAGGAGGUGGGAGAUGUAUCCGUUACUAAUAAGGAUUGAUGAACUAACUAGCGUCACAUCGACCACCGAUUCCUGCUUUACAAAGUCCCAUAAAAGCCUCAAUAUUGCCUAAUCUAGACUAGCGUGCGAGAGCGCCCCAGCCAAUGGGUACCAACUAUGUCCAACGUCUCCUGAAUAGAUUCACCGACUCAUACCACCUGUGGCCAAGCAAAUGGAGCAACUAUCUCUCCAACGAACGCUUUGGAGCGGCCCUGGAGACCUAUCUUGAAGAGCGUGACCUCGUUCUGGGGGUCAAAGGCAGACCGGGACUGCCCGACAUUCACAGGAUCUAUUGCACCGAAAGAAUGUCGGCAUUGGUCUUAGACAUCAUCGAGUCGAGCACUAAAAGGAGAACGGUGACUCAUUGUGCCAUGAGAUGGACUAAAUACUCUGGGGAAACAAUACAUCCUGUUUCAGUAUUAAUCAGAGAUUCAGUCUCUUCCGUCAUCGUUGAAGACGAGGCCAUCGGAGUCAAUGGUGACGCAGGAUGUCUCAUAGUCAGUGAUAACAGUGCCGAAGCCAUCGGAGAUGUGGACGUCGACUCCAGGGGCCCCGGAGAGGAUCGCCAGAGAAGACAUUUCGGAACGAAGGCGAACGAAGGGUAUGAUGUGUCCCAAUAUAAGUAUACCUCUAGCCUAUAUCACCAUCUAAAUGACAAGGAGAAUUUAAUGAACGAUGUUCACCUUCUACACAUUGAAAUGACGGUGGAAAUACACUAA
Molecule: messenger RNA, 1089 nt
Organism: Eremomyces bilateralis CBS 781.70
Lineage: Eukaryota; Fungi; Ascomycota; Dothideomycetes; Eremomycetales; Eremomycetaceae
Exons: 3
Coding region: 475-1089 (204 amino acids)
Source: RefSeq, a predicted model, not a curated record